Messenger RNA from Diorhabda carinulata, 1530 nucleotides. RefSeq lists its product as uncharacterized. The record is from RefSeq and is a predicted model, not a curated record. Lineage: Eukaryota; Metazoa; Arthropoda; Insecta; Coleoptera; Chrysomelidae. The transcript is spliced from 2 exons. The coding region runs from base 202 to 1143 and encodes 313 amino acids.
GUGUUGGGUGAUUGUGUGCUGGAAAACAAUUUCAUUUUUAAGUUUAUUUUAAUUUGUGAUUUUGGAACAGACAUUGUUAAUAAUAACAUUAAAUGUCGUUUCUUUUCUUACAGAGAAACACAAUUGUGUUUGAUUGACUGUGUCACCAAAACCACAGAUAUAUUGGAAAUUGUCUUAUAAAACGACAUUUUUGUCAACAAAAUGGAAAAGUUGAAGUUUACUUUUCAAGUGAAACCAACAACAGACGGAAAGUCAAACUAUAUCGCCAUAACCGCAAUUGUGACUGAAGAUGAAAAAUAUUUCCUUAUUCCUGAAGAAUUCCAAGCUAUUUCACAGCACACAUAUAUUCAAACUUCGAAAACCUUUGUCACAGUGAAAAAUACAUUAAAAAAAAGACAUCAAACUAGAAGUGUUUGGAUAAAAACAACAGAGGAUAUAUUAAAAACAUAUGUUGAUGAGGAUGGCAAUAUGAUUUUUCAGAACCAAUUUCUAGAGGAAACUACCAAAGAACAAUUGACUGUCGUAAGCAAAACGUGUUCAGAAGAUCCUAUAGCCAAAAUUUUAGAGAAAUUAAUAGAAAACCAAGAGAAAAAAGAAAAACAAAGCAUAAAGAAGCUAGCUGACAAGUUUGUAAUUGAAAAAUUUGAUGGAAAGAGUUCAAAUGCAAAUCAGUGGAUGGAAGUAUUUGAAAAAGAAUGUGAAAGGUUCAAUGUAUUAAAAGACGAAGAAAGAAUUGAAAUCUUUAGAUUAUUUCUUGAAAAAUCGUGCACUGAUUGGUAUUCUUCCAUGAUAAUCAAACUUACCUUACAUUCCGAGUGGUUACAAUGGAAAUCGAGCUUUAUACAGACUUAUGCAAAUAAAGGUUGGACUACUAGCAAGUAUGCUUUAUCGUUCAAAUAUCAAUAUGGAUCUUUAUUAGAAUAUGCAGUUAAAAAAGAAAAACUUUUACUAGAAGUAAGAAAAACAAUAGAUGAAGGGACACUUAUUGAUAUAAUUGCCGCCGGCUUACCAGAUUUUAUAACUGAUCGAAUCAACAAGGAAGAAAUUUUACAUACUAAAGACUUGUUUAGUGAACUUGGAAAAUUAGAACAUUUGGUUGCAAAGAAAAAAAAUAUUAAAAAAAAGACGAUACCAAGCAAGUAAAAGAAAAAUGUAGUAUUUGUGAAAAAUUAAAAAAGGGUGUACGCUAUCAUUCAGAAGAUUCCUGUUGGUUUAGAACAAAAUCAGAUACAGAAAAGGAUAAAAAGCAAAUAAAGCUCGUUAACAAUUCAGAAUUGGAAUGUGAAUUGCAGUGUGAAGAUCAAAAAAACUAAUAGUGCCGCCAUUGAUCAAAGUCAAAUUAGUACUCAAUAAGAAUGUUGAAGUUUUUGGGAUCUAUGACUCAGGCUCUAAUGUCUCAUUGAUAAAUUCAAGAUUGUUAAAAAUAAAUAAUAAGGAAACCAGUCACUACAACAAUACUAAUUUGAAAACGAUUAAUGGCGUUAAAAAGGCAAAUGGCAUAAUUACAAUAGAUAUAGCCAUUUUUGAUGU